Messenger RNA from Leguminivora glycinivorella, 1453 nucleotides. Its product is annotated as low density lipoprotein receptor adapter protein 1-like. NCBI's taxonomy places the organism in Eukaryota, Metazoa, Arthropoda, Insecta, Lepidoptera, Tortricidae. The coding region runs from base 152 to 793 and encodes 213 amino acids. The transcript is spliced from 7 exons. The record is from RefSeq and is a predicted model, not a curated record.
CUGGGCAGCGCUCCCGUCGCGGUCAUAUCGCGAAGGGUGUCCGAAGUGCGCACGCGUUCACGGCGGGAAAAUUAAUUAAAAAGUUUUGACAAGACAUUUACUUUUUAAUUUGUGUAAAUAUUUUAGUUGACGUAAGUUUCAAAAAGUUAAGAUGACAACGUUCAUAAGGAAAAUGUGGAAAAAUCGCUCCAAACAUAAAAAACUAGAAGAAUGGGCGCUAGCAGAAUGCGAGGGCGAGAGUUGGUGGCGCGAGGCUCGGGAGUCGACCGGCAAGGAAGCUUCGGUGGACGUGCGAUACGCUGGUAUGGUGCCCGUUGAGCGCGCCGCCUCCGCGCCCGCUACCGCCAUCGCUGUCCGCUCCGCCUUACACUCCGCCAAGACUUUAAACAAGAAGUUGCAGCGAGUGAGCCUGGACAUCAGCGCCAAGGGCAUCGUGGUCACAGAUGCCGACACCCACGACAAUGUGCUCAGCAUAUCCAUCUACAGGAUCUCGUACUGCUCAGCAGACGCAGCCAACGCUCGCGUUUUUGCUGUGGUGGAGGGCCGUGGCUGCGAGCACGUCGCGCACGUAUUCACGUGCCCGAGGAGUCGGCACGCACGUGCACUAGCGCUGGCUCUGGCGCACGCCUUCAAUGACGCCUAUCAGGCUUGGCAAAAUAACCACCAAGGCAGCUCCCUACAGCGCAGCGACAAACGCUCAUCACCUUGGGAGCGGUUUCACUCAGAAUCCGACGAGGAAGAGUUGGAAGACGAGCAGUGGCAGGCGCAGGCUCCGUUAGUCACAUUCGCGUAAAUGAGAAUUAGGGCUCAUUUACACGGUGUGACACUGACAACUUUUAAUUACAUUGCAGCUUUUGAAUGGUCCUCUGACUAAGAGGUACCCUCAACAGUCCGUAACUAAAGUCGGUCAAGCAAAUCUCGUCUUGUCAAGUUGUCACUAAAAAAGGCGCGCGGCAAAUAUUUAUGAAAAAUGAAGGGCUCACCCGGCUUAUAUAAAGCGUGUGCCUUUCUAAACGUUGGUGGAAUCACCGACGAGCCAAAAAAUAUUGAAAUUGUGGAAGCGAAGGUUUAGAAAAUUUGAAUUUCGCGGCUUUUUAGUGCCAACGUUUGCUUGACCGUCUAUAAAAUUGCAUAAGUGUUGCGCACUGUGUAAAUCGACCCUUAGGAUUAGGACAUAUUCGCUAGGCUGAAUACUCAAGACAGAGUGACAUGAAAACACGAUAGACACGUGGUCGGCAUACUUUUCAGAAGGAGAUAAAAUACAACUGUUGUAAGAGUCUCAAAUGAUUAUUAUGUGAGCAAAAGAUUUGUACGAGUUUUAAAAACUGUAAAUAUUGUACCUACUUCCCACUGUGGUGACACCACUCACUAGCAUUUCCCGAAAGUCGGCGUCUAUGUAGUAAUAGCUCAGCUAAAUAACUAAUAUAACCUUAUCCUCUCAGGUUGAAUAAUC